Anopheles coustani is the source of this 2886-nucleotide messenger RNA. Its product is annotated as myotubularin-related protein 10. The transcript has 9 exons. The record is from RefSeq and is a predicted model, not a curated record. Lineage: Eukaryota; Metazoa; Arthropoda; Insecta; Diptera; Culicidae. The coding region runs from base 231 to 2381 and encodes 716 amino acids.
UUUUAAAACAUUUCUUUAGUUUUGCAAAACAGUGUAUUAACAUGGGCGUCAAGACCACAAGCUAAACCAGUGCUAAAGUAGUAAACAAUACGAAUAUCAAUUCCCCAUAACUAAACGGGCAGUAGGUAAACACUAGCGCUUUCGUGAAGUACAGCACAUCAUAUAGGAGUACACAUUAAUCUCGGCGAUUUCUUCCAUUUCUGUCCGUUCGAAAAUAUUAAGCAUUCCGAAUGCCAACAAUGACAGAGAGAAGGAAUAAAACACAGGAAAGUUUUACAAGCUACGUAAACCAGAUCGGCGAUGAUAACUGUGUCAACAAUGACUACAAACCAAAGCUUCUUACAGGUGAAAUUGAAGCCGCCCGAGCCAAUAAUGUAUGCAUGUACACUUCGUCCUACGUAAAAGAUGGCAAGGUGAUCGGAGAACGAAUGGGAAUAUUACUGAUCACCAACUUCCGGUUAUCAUUCGUUUCGCGGGAUAUGGAAAAUGACCAACUCUCAUUUCAGAGUAAUCGGUUCCUCGGUUCAUCCGAUGUAUCUCUGUCUAACAUCGAUAAAAUUUAUCAGAUAGUCGAGAAAAAGAAACGAGUAAUUAACCCACAGAUUAAGAACAGCAGUAAAAUAGAUAAAAUAAGGAUUAUUUGUAAGAACUUCAAAACAUUUACGUUUGGUUUUCAACUGUCGGAUAUUGGCAAAGGCAAAUACAUUGCAGAUGCGCUGGUAAAAUUUGCCUUUCCAGCGAGACACAAUCUGUUAUUUUUGUACCAAUUCAAAGAAAAGUACUAUAGUGAUGCUGGGAAUAAUGCUGGCGUGAAAAUGUACAACAAAAAACUCGACUGGAUACAAGAGUUGGAACGAUGUAACGCGACCGGUGGAUGGCGGGUGUUUUCCAAAGACUGUAGGACCUCGAACAGCUCCCUACCCAUGCAUUUCGUUGUACCGAAGCACCUGGGCGAUGUAGAAUACAUGAAUAUAUCGAAACACUUUCGCAACAAUCGGUCCGCUAUUUGGGUUUGGGGCCAUCGGGAUGCUGCAUUGAUUCGCCUGGCGGAGCUUAACCCGGACAUAACCAAUACCACGGUGGAAAACAUGCUGUUAGAGCACGUUCGUCGCUGUGAUCCGCAAAAACGGCAGCCUGAAUUGUUAGAAUUGUAUAAAAUUUUACCUAGCAUCCAGGAUGUGAAUUUGAGCUAUUUAAAACUAAGAGAUCUUUGCACUCCAGACAACGAUCAAGAGUACAUGGCCCAAGAAACGAGGUUCUAUACGUUGUUGGAAAAAAGCUACUGGCUGCUGUAUGUGUCGUUAUGCUUAAAGCACUCGGACAGUGCAGCAAAGUUGCUGCGUAAGGGACAAACGGUCGUUCUGCAGGAGAUCAAUGGACGAGAUAUGUGUUGCGUUGUGUCCAGUUUAGUGCAAUUGCUGCUGGACAGCAGCUAUCGUACAAUACGAGGCUUUCAAAAUCUCAUCCAAAAAGAGUGGAUCAUUCUCGGGCACCCGUUCAGCGAUCGGUUGGGUCACGUCGCUUCCGUUAAGUCGACGGAGCGUAGUCCAUUGUUUUUGCUGUUCUUGGACUGUGUAUGGCAGUUGCUGCUGCAGUUUCCCGAGGCCUUCGAAUUUUCGGAUGUCUUUCUGGUAACGCUGUGGGACUCGCUGUUUCUUCCGAUUUUCGACACAUUUCAGUUCAACUCCGAAACCGAGCGCAACCAGGCGCUGCAUUCCGAUCAUGUCGUCCUGCGGCCUGUCUGGGACUGGGGCGAACAGUUCGAGGACAAAGAUUUGGCCCUGUUUACCAAUCCAUUGUAUCGUGCUAACUUUACCGAUGGGCCAUCAAGGGCGCAAAGCAAUCGCUCGAGUCCUCCGAUAAGACCGGUAUCAAGUAUGCUGUACAGUAUAGGCCAACGCGCGAGUAAUCCCAAUGGCCAUACCGUGUUAAAUGGCGUAGACAGCAUGCAGUUGGCCAAGCACGACGAACAGUUCCUGGAACCGCAGUUCUGUUUGAGAGAUAUUGAACUGUGGCAACAAUGUUACCUCCGUUGGAUACCGCAUCUCGAGAUUAAACAAGGCGGUACAGCCCAGUGUCUUUUGCUGAAUCGAAUGUUACUAAACAACAUUGGACGACUUCGCCGAACGUUAGGCCGACCGGGAGCGUCGGAAGUUGCCGAUGAGCGGAUGGAUGCACUGGAGCAAAUACUAUCAGCGACGAUGGUACAGACACGCGAUCCCGAUAUGGCGUCAGAAGUUUCGUUGGCCGUUAGUUCGUUCUUUCCAUUCACCACCAUACUCCCCACUGCACAGCCCUUUACUUCGGAGCUGUUGAUUUCGAGCAACGAGAUCAGUUUUUCGCAUGAUUCAAUGUAUGAAACGUCCUCCCUGAACGAUUAGUACCGUGUGGCAGUAUAGUCGUCAUUCACAAGCAGGUGAUACUGACGCCCACACGAUAACAACAGUGGCUGGUGUUUAACAGUUGCACAUCAAGAUCAGUCGGAAGUUAUUCUCUAAGAAAGAUGAAAAUCUUCACCAACCCUAGGUGCAAAUCUUCACCAACCCCACUUCACCAUCACCUAGGAGCUUAUUUCGUACGUUGUAUCAAUUUAAUUGCUAAGGUAAUUUUAACUGAAUCAAAAGGUAAUGAAUUGAAUGCCAGCGAAGGGGCACACAGAACAAUAAUGACACAUGCAGUAUCGGUAGAAUAAUGUUAGUCUUUUUCCAGAUCCCUAACAAAUAAUGCAUAAUUUUCCACAUCGUUAAUUUCGUCACCUGUUGCUUGCGAUUUUCGUAUCCUUGUUUAGGUAUAUUUGAGAAAUUGACCAUACCUUCUAGAAAUACGGGGCAAAGCAAGUAGAGUAAUAAAAUUCCCUUUAAAUUCGCAACAAAUCUUGUUCGCUUU